AUGACAGUGUCGGAGUACACAGUCCGUUUCAGUGAGUUAGCUCGUCAUGCACCAGCUUUGGUUGCCACAUUCAAAGAGAGGGUUCGUCGCUUCAUCGAGGGACUCCACCCCAGUAUUCGGACCAGUAUGGCCAGGGAGUUGGGGAUGGACAUUACUUAUCAGCAAGCAGUGAGUAUUGCAAGGAGAGUGGAGGGAGCCCGUGCACCAGCAGCACGCACUGCUAGGGAUUUUGUGAGUUGCCAUGUUCAUUCAGCUCUGCCAGCAGCCAGUGGUGUUACAACUCCUCCUAGACCUCAGGAGCCCUAUUAUGCACCGCCAGUAUCCAAUAUGCCUCCUGCUCGAGGUGCUAUUACCGAACAGACCAGCAGGCCAGGUUCGAGUCAGUCUCAGCCACCACGUCCUCCGAGGGGUUGCUUUGAGUGUGGUGACACUCGUCACAUGGUUAGAGAUUGCCCCAGCACCAGGAGGGGUGCACCUCCACAGACUUAUCAGCCUCCACGUGCUCCACCGGGUCCUCCGGCCAUUCUUCCAGCCCCAACUACUACUCCACCUUCUCAGGCAGCUCGAGGUGGAGGUGCGGUGCCGCAGAAGCGGCUUGGAAGCCACAGAAGCGGAGAUGGGCUCUUGUGCGAGUCCGCAGAUCCGGCGCAGUGA
Messenger RNA from Nicotiana attenuata, 654 nucleotides. Its product is annotated as basic salivary proline-rich protein 2-like. The coding region runs from base 1 to 654 and encodes 217 amino acids. Gene Ontology annotation, molecular function: nucleic acid binding; zinc ion binding. The transcript has 4 exons. The record is from RefSeq and is a predicted model, not a curated record. Lineage: Eukaryota; Viridiplantae; Streptophyta; Magnoliopsida; Solanales; Solanaceae.